Molecule: messenger RNA, 2937 nt
Organism: Cloeon dipterum
Lineage: Eukaryota; Metazoa; Arthropoda; Insecta; Ephemeroptera; Baetidae
Product: insulin-degrading enzyme-like
Biological process (GO): peptide catabolic process
Cellular component (GO): cytosol; mitochondrion
Molecular function (GO): metal ion binding; metalloendopeptidase activity
Source: RefSeq, a predicted model, not a curated record
AUGGUCCAAAUAUUCAAAAACAUCAAGAAAAGUCAAGAGGACAAAAGAGAUUACCGAGGCCUAAUUUUGGACAAUGAUCUACGGGUAUUACUCAUCAGCGACCCAGAAACUGACAAGGCAGCAGCUGCGCUCUCAGUUAACGUUGGUCAAUUGAGCGAUCCCAAUGGACUCGAUGGCUUGGCUCACUUUCUGGAGCACAUGCUGUUCCUUGGAACGAAAAAGUACCCACGCGAGAACGAGUAUACCAAGUUCUUGUCAGAGCAUGGCGGCAAUUCAAAUGCACACACCUCCAUGGAAAACACGACCUUCUACUUUGACGUCACCCAUCAACACUUGGACAACGCAUUAGACAUUUUUUCUCAGUUCUUUUUGGCCCCUCUCUUCACCGAGGACGCGACAGACCGAGAAGUAAAAGCCGUCAAUUCAGAGUAUGAAACAAAUAUGGACAGUGACGGGUGGCGAUUACACCAGCUGGAGAGGAGCACCAUCAGCAAGGAUCAUCCCUUCAGUAAAUUUGGCAUUGGCAACAAGCAAACGUUGGUCGACGAUCCCAAGGAAAAUGGAAUCAAUGUCAGGGAGGAGCUGCUCAAGUUCCACAGCACUUACUACUCGUCCAACAUCAUGUCGCUCGUGAUCCUCGGCAAAGACUCUUUAGACGAACUGCAAGAGAAAGCCAAGAAUUUGUUUGGAACAAUUGAGAACAAAAAAGUCGCUCUGCCCAAGUGGCCUGGAAAUCCUUAUGGCGAAGAGCAGCUGAAAAAGAAAAUAUUUGUCGUCCCAGUAAUGGACUCGCGAUCGCUUAAAAUCUCGUUUCCCAUUCCUGACAUGAGGCAGCACUACAAAUCGGAUCCAUUUGAGUACUUGGGCCACCUGAUUGGUCACGAAAGCAGCGGCAGCUUGCUUUCUGCUCUGAAAAAGCGUGGCUGGUCGAGCCAACUGCAAACUGGAUGCGAACUACCGGCCAGGGGCAUUUCAGUUUGCGAUGUGGACGUUGAUCUGACUGAAAAGGGUGUCGAGAACGUUGACAACAUCGUUGAUCUCAUCUUCCAGUAUUUCAAUCUGCUUCGGCAAGAAGAUCCAAAGGAAUGGAUUUUCAAAGAAUAUGUGGAAAUCACUAACAUCAGUUUCCGGUUCAAAGACAAAGAAUCGCCCAUGGAAUACGUUGCCAACCUGGUUGGUGAGCUGCUGAAAUACCCAAUAGACGAUGUGCUGACUGGUGGAUAUGUAUUGUCUGAGUGGAAACCCGAGCUAAUUCAUCAAGCGAUGGAAAAGCUCACUCCAGAUAACUGCAGGAUUAGAAUCGUAUCGAAGAAGUUUCAAACAAUUGCUGACCAGACUGAGAAAUGGUACGGAACCAAGUACAAAAUCGAAGACAUUCCAGAGCUGAUUGAAAAGUGGAAGAAUGCAAAGCCGAUUGAAGAGCUGAAGCUGCCCAAAAAGAACGGGUUCAUUCCAAGCAGCUUUGAUAUUUUGCCAAAUGAUGAUAAUCCCACAAAGUAUCCUGCAAUCAUUCACGAGACGCACUUUGCUCGGGUGUGGCACAAGAAGGAUGACGAGUUUCUUCUUCCAAAAUCAAACCUGAUCAUUGAACUGACUAGUCCGUUUGUGUUUUUCAACCCGAUCAGAGAAAUGUAUUUGCAUAUUUAUGUGCAUCUGGUUCAUGACGCCCUGACUGAAUAUUCGUACGACGCCUCCCUGGCUUCUCUCCAGUUUAGUGUUGUGACCUCCAAAUAUGGCUUGGUUAUGAAAAUCAAGGGAUUGCACGACAAACAACACAUCCUGCUAACCAAAGUGCUCGACACGCUGAUCAAUUUGGAGGUCGACGAGGAACGCUAUGAGAUUUUCAAGGAAAAUUAUGUAAGGGAUCUGAUGAAUUUUGGAGAAGAACAACCAUACACGCAAGCAAGACGUUACCAAGCGGCGUGUUUGCUGGAAAAAGCGUUGUUUAAAACUGAACAGCUGGAAUAUACAAAAUAUCUGACCUUCGAUGGCCUUAAGAAUUUCACCAAGAAGUUCUUCUCCAUGACGCACGUCGAGUGCCUGUUCCACGGAAACGUGAACAAAGCAGCAGCCCAGAAACUGAUCGAACUGAUCGAGAGCAAACUGGCCAAGAAUGUGAAUCCUUUGUUGCCGCCGCAAUUGCAGCGUUACCGAGACAUGAAACUGAAGGAUGGGAGCAACUAUGUUUACGAAGUAACAAAUGAAACGCACAAAACCUCCUGCGUCGAAUUUCACCUGCAGUGUCCGCCGAGAAGCAAAGAGAGCAACAUGCUGCUUGAGUUUUUCGUCCAAAUCGCCAGCGAACCGUGCUUCAACGAGCUCAGGACCAAAGAGCAGAUCGGCUACAUUGUGCAAUUGGCCCUUGAUCGCAAGGUGUCGGGUCAAGGCGUGAGAAUCACGGUGCAGUCGUACAAGCAUCCAAUCUAUUUGGACCACAAAAUUGAGGAGUUCCUGCUAAACAUGAAGUCAUACCUCGAGGAAAUGAGUGACGAGGAGUUUGAACGGCACAAAGAAUCCCUGGCUGUACUGCGGCUGGAGAAGCCCAAGAAGAUGAAAAACCUAACGAGUCGAUACUGGGCCGAAAUUUCCGACCAAACGUACUGCUUUGACCGGAACAAUAUCGAGGUCGACUUUCUCAAGACCAUUACCAAGGAUGAUAUGAUUAAGUUUUACAAUGAGCACAUCCACCCCGAGGGUGCCAAAAGGCGGAAGCUAGCGGUCCAUGUGUUGUCGAUCGCGGAAGGAGGCGCUGGAUCUGCUGGCGCUGAGAUUGACAAGUUUGAGCCGUUGUCGAUCGUCCGCAAGCCAACGCGUAUCGAUGACAUCUGCAGCUUCAAGAGUGGUCUGUCGACCUUACCGCUGCUCAAACCUUUUGCUCAUCACAGGCCGCAAGGUUCUAAAGCCAAACUUGUUACAUUAGCAACGUCGGUCAUAUGA